GAACAUUUGAAAAGUAUUUGUGGGUACAAAGUAUAAAAAAAAUAGAUUUAAGAGGAAAAAUAGUUAUUUAAUAGGUCAAAAGUAUAGAAGAAAAAAUCAAAGUCAUCGCAUCAAUGUCAGAAUCAAUCAUAACUGAAUCAUUGAACAAGUUAUCGGUCCAAGAGACUCCAAACCUAAGCACCUUAGAGCCUAGAAACCCAGACCAUAAUCCCUUAAAGAUCCUUAAGACUAUCAGGGCCACCCAUGGAAGACCGGCUUAUAUUGCCGGACCCAUGGUUAGAUACUCAAAGCUCCCAUUUAGAGAACUCGUUCGUAAUUAUAACACUGAUAUAGUGUAUACACCCAUGAUUCUUGCAAGAGAAUUUGUGAGGAACGAUGUUGCUCGGUUAUCUGACUUCACGACAAACUCGCGCGAUAGAUCUGUCAUUGUACAAGUUGGAGCCAACAAUGUUGAAGAUCUUAUGAAGUUUGUAGAUAUGAUCCACCCAUAUGUGGAUGGUAUUGGGCUCAACUGUGGGUGUCCCAUCAAGGAACAAGUCCGUGAAGGUAUUGGUGCUGCGUUGAUGUCGGAACCGGACUUGGUGGCACUGAUGGUCAAGAGUGUCAAGGACAAGUAUGGGUCUUCGGUAUGUAUUGAGACUAAGAUUCGUAUCCAUAAAGAUAUCCAGGAAACAGUUCGAUUUGUACACAAGGUUGAAGCUGCCGGUGUGGACUUCAUCACUGUACAUGGACGUACAAAGACUACAAGAUCUUCACAACCAGCUGACUUUGAUGCAAUCAAGAUUGUGAAAGAAGCAGUGAGUGUACCAGUGGUUGCUAAUGGGGAUUGUUUCUCGCUUGAAGACGCACAUCGUAUUGCCGAAUACACCGGUGUAGAUGGGAUUAUGGCUGUAAGAGGGAUCCUUAGUAACCCAGGACUCUUUGCAGGGCAUGAGAAUACUCCUUGGGGCGCGGUGGAAAUAUUCUGGGAUUUAGCUACCAGUUAUGGUUUACCCUUUAGAAUCACACAACAUCAUUUGUCUCAAAUGCUAGACAAAGUUAUCCCACGGAAGCAACUCAAGGAAAUGAACGAGUGUAAUACCUUGAUCGACAUGGUCGACUGGUUCGACUCGAACUUCAUUUUGAGAAGACGUGGAGAUAAAAACUUUGGAACUUUGGUAGAACCAUCUCACAAGAUGAAUAGAGAGUUUGAAGCUCACAUAUAGAUUAAUAAUAAUUCGAACAAAUGCAUACACUUUUAUAUAUUUUACAUUCCUCUAUUAUACAUAAGUUCUAUACAUAA
[Candida] anglica is the source of this 1282-nucleotide messenger RNA. Lineage: Eukaryota; Fungi; Ascomycota; Pichiomycetes; Serinales; Debaryomycetaceae. The record is from the annotation of a GenBank genome assembly.